GGGAUAUAACGCAUGCGCAGAAUGAGCCCUCAGUAACCAUGUCUUCCACUGCGCGUACUGACCUGGGCCGGGCGCUGUGCAUCAUCACCGGGGCCUCCAGAGGCUUUGGUCAGGCCAUAGCGAGAGAGAUGUCUCGGUUGGUAAAGCCGGGGUCCGCGCUCGUCCUGACGGCCCGUUCCGUCGAAGAGCUGCGGGCCUUGCAGGCCGAGCUGGCCGAGUCUGAGGCAGGCCGAGCGGGGCUGGUGGUCGAGUGCGUGGUAGCAGAUCUGAGUGAGACGGACGGACUGGAGAGCAUCGUUGCAGCGUCCAAAGAGGCCUUCUCCGAGGACAUGGACCACCUGCUGCUGGUCAACAACGCUGCGUCGCUGGGGGACGUGUCUCGCUAUGCCAAAAGCUUCACAGACAUGGCUGAGGUGGACUCUUACUUGUCUCUAAACGUCAGCUCCUCCCUGUGCCUCACUGCCAGCGUCCUGCAGGCCUUCCCACGGCGUCCAGGUCAGCUCCGCACCGUGAUCAACAUCUCCUCACUGUGCGCUCUGCAGCCCUUCCGCUCCUGGGUGCUGUACUGCACCGGUAAGGCUGCCCGAGACAUGAUGUUCAGGGUGCUGGCCGAAGAGGAGCCGGACGUCCGGGUGCUCAGCUACGCCCCAGGGCCUCUGGACACCGCCAUGCAGACUUUGGCCAGAUCCACAACGGCUGAUCCCACCAUCAGGAAGUCCUUUUCAGACAUGUUUGCUCAGGGCCAGCUGCUCACUUGUGAGGCGUCUUGUUCCAAGCUGAUGAAGCUCCUCCUGGAAGACAACUACACAACAGGAGCUCACGUCGACAUCUUUGACCUGUAGACACCGCAUGACUGCCUACACAUUUAUGUCCUUAAUUUAUAUGCUAAUGUAUUUGAUUUAUAUCUACCACCUGCAUUACAGUUUGAAGUGGGUAGAUAGUAAACAUCAACAUUGUAGCCUUUUAUAUUGAAAUGGACCAAUAUGAUGCCUGCAUAUCCAAAUGAGGUUCAGCAAGUGCAACAUUCCAGAACUCCAGUUAGCUCUCUGCAGGAGAGCAGCGGCGUAGAUGACACCCUCUGUAAACGUUCAGGGGCUGAGUCAUCUCCAGCUCACACAGCAUGCGUCCUUGGACAUCACAUCUAUUCCUUUUUAUAUUUAAAGCGUUGUUAAUGAUAACCAAUACAAAUCAAAUCUCAUAAUUGAUAUACACUAAUAAAGAGUAAAUCAUUUUGAAGUUAAUACUGAUUGUCACCAUAAUACAAAUGCACAAGUAAACAAAAAGACAAGACAUUCUUUAAAGUAUAACAUUUUAUUAACUCAUAGUAACAUUGAUCAAGAUCAACCAUAUCUGUAACCGACACAAUUAUAAACCUAUCUAAACAAAUAAUUAACUGUGAUUGAACAAAGGAGCGUAAGGUGGGGGGGAUGCUAGGGAACUAAGGAGAAAUACUAAGGAGGGACAAAUGUGUCGUACCAACCUUGACACUAGGGGGGCGAGUUAGAGCAAGGAUGGCAGUGGUAUUCAACCACAGAGGGAGAGAAAAAGUUGGAGCUGCAAUGGCAACGCUAUCAGUUACCACACUCUAGGGGGAAGAAGGAGGUGGAGUACUUUGAUGUAGAUGCCGAAGCGAGAGUAUUCUCAGGAGCACGUCCUCUUUGGGGAGUCCAUCAUGUUUCUACGGGAGCCCAGACCAGACAAACCGAACAGCGAGACUUAGACCGUGUCCCUUUACCUGAAGGGAGGGGAAGGAGUCAAAGGCUGAAACUGCACUAGAUGUGAUCACAUCCUAAACACUGCUGCUCACAUCUGUUCACAAGGGUGGAAGAGGAGACAAAUAGUCCAUCUUUGUCAUAACGGUGUCCAUCAGUUGACGUUGCCUUUUCCACUAUUAUUUUGAUUCAUAGCUGCUGUCUUUCAGCUCUAAUCUGUUUUGAAAUCGUAAUUCUGUUUAUUAAAUAAAUGCAAUAUUUUUUUA
Pungitius pungitius (ninespine stickleback) is the source of this 1978-nucleotide messenger RNA. RefSeq names its product sepiapterin reductase a (gene spra). The record is from RefSeq and is a predicted model, not a curated record. Gene Ontology annotation, molecular function: sepiapterin reductase (NADP+) activity. The coding region runs from base 39 to 842 and encodes 267 amino acids. Gene Ontology annotation, biological process: tetrahydrobiopterin biosynthetic process. Lineage: Eukaryota; Metazoa; Chordata; Actinopteri; Perciformes; Gasterosteidae. The transcript is spliced from 3 exons.